AUGCUUGCAGAGUCCAAUGGCAGUCCAUAUGCCGGUGGAGAUACACCUAAGCUCCGAACUGCCUGUGAAAAUUGCAGACAAUCCAAGGUGAAAUGCAACCUAUCAGGCAAGAGUGUUUGUACUCGUUGCCUGCGUCACGGCCUACAGUGCCAAUACGGAUUCGCCAAUCGCUCUGGUAAACCAAAAGGCAGCAAGAACCGAGCCACCCUCCGCAAGCUGGGCCAAUUGCAAGAAGAAAAGCCACCGAUGCGAGGUUUCCGCAGUAGUCGGCUCGUGGCUCCAGUGGCUCCAGUGGCUGACAUGGAGGCGCUGGGAAAUAACUACAGUCAUAUUCCCGACCCAACAAUUGACGACGAUGUAUGUUUGAUAUCAAAUCAACCGGGCUUUUGGGAAAGUCCCCGAAGCUUCGGAAACACAGCAACCCUGGAAUCCUCCGUCUGUCCAGGGCAACUGACGACAGUUGAAACCUCACCAUUCACUGAUCUCGUGGACCCAUGUCCUGCUCUCCCAGCUGGUCUGGGCUACCCACACACCCCGGUGACCCCGACAUUCCUGUCCGGCGAACUGGGCGACACAAUGGCCAGUCCGUCGCUAGCAGGCUCCGUGACUUCGCCGUAUCCGCUCUCCUCGUGCGAGUGCGUAGAUAUGCAGCUGUUCCACAUGAAUCGGCUGAAUCAUCUGCUCGCCGGCUCCAUGCCCCUGCGACUCGACCAUAGUCUGCAGACGAUCAAAUGCACAUUCUGUGCCUGUCAGAUGUUCCUGCAGUGUACGAAGUGUGCCAAGGACAGCACAAAUCUACUGCUGACUAUCUCGGUGCUCAACCUGACCCUCCAGCUCUUCGAGUACUGGGUUUCGCGAGAGACGUCCCGUGCACCGCGCCCAGAACACGGCGUCGACAUCCGCUACGGUUACUAUGAGAUCUGCCACGAGGAAAACAGACAGAUACGGAAUUUCUUACUCCGAGGACUGCUUUUACAGUGCAGGGUUGUAUUGGUGGCUCUGAAAAGCACCGCUAGUGCUGCCGAUAUCCAGAUCCCCAAACCGGGCGACCAGGAAGGUCCAUCGGCGUCAAAACUCUCAGAGGACCAUACCGGCCAGCACUGGAUUCCUUCAGAGCAUGUUGGGAUCCUCCCAGACUUGGAUACCGAUAUUCUGGGCGGUACACCCAGAAGCGAAGGCCUGCUCCCCAUCAUCGCAGGCUACGAAGCUACCGUCUCGGCAUUCCUACAAUCAACUUCAUGGGGCGAGUGUAUCUGUGGAUCUGGACGCGCCAUGCAUGACGAGUCUCUUUGA
Molecule: messenger RNA, 1293 nt
Organism: Penicillium paradoxum
Lineage: Eukaryota; Fungi; Ascomycota; Eurotiomycetes; Eurotiales; Aspergillaceae
Product: Zn(II)2Cys6 transcription factor domain-containing protein
Exons: 2
Coding region: 1-1293 (430 amino acids)
Biological process (GO): regulation of DNA-templated transcription
Cellular component (GO): nucleus
Molecular function (GO): transcription cis-regulatory region binding; zinc ion binding; DNA-binding transcription factor activity, RNA polymerase II-specific
Source: RefSeq, a predicted model, not a curated record